Molecule: messenger RNA, 2905 nt
Organism: Oncorhynchus gorbuscha (pink salmon)
Lineage: Eukaryota; Metazoa; Chordata; Actinopteri; Salmoniformes; Salmonidae
Product: probable bifunctional methylenetetrahydrofolate dehydrogenase/cyclohydrolase 2
Exons: 8
Coding region: 1739-2779 (346 amino acids)
Biological process (GO): tetrahydrofolate interconversion
Cellular component (GO): mitochondrion
Molecular function (GO): methylenetetrahydrofolate dehydrogenase (NADP+) activity; methenyltetrahydrofolate cyclohydrolase activity; methylenetetrahydrofolate dehydrogenase (NAD+) activity
Source: RefSeq, a predicted model, not a curated record
CUCUCUUACUACAAGAACCCUUGGUUUGGUCUUGAACAUCAUUUUCAGUUGAGUUGAAUUUCAAAGCCGGAUAACGUCUAGCUCAGUUUAUGGAAUAAGCUAUUUUCACUUUAAAUGGACUUGAAUGGUGCAGAUCUCGGUUCCUUAUCGUUUACGUUCACUGCUCCUACGUCUUUGACUCUUCCUACUACAGUUUAUACUUUUAUAAUCUUUGUUGUUUUGUCUUUGUCUAUAGUUUCUCUUAAUGCUAGGGGGGUUACGAAACAGUGUGAAGCGCAAGGCCUUAUUUUUAUUUGCUAAACAAUUUCAAACAGAUUUGGCCCAUGGAUCUGAACGCUCCGCUGGUGUCACGACAAUGAACAAUAUCUUUGGUGGUAAUAUUCCACACUCGGAUGUGACAUCUUUGGUCACUUUAUUUGCCUUGUGAUCAGUUACAAUGACAUUAUUCCAGUAAAAUAAGAACUUACAUAUUUAGGCAUAACCAUUACAAAGGAUCAGAAGUCUAGAGGCUUACUACAUUUGAAUCCUCUUAUUAAAAAUACCAGGAAGAAGCUAAAUCAAUGGCUACAGAGGGACUUAUCUUUAAAAGGUAGAGUCCUAAUAACCAAGGCUGAAGGUAUCUCUAGACUAACAUACAGACUAUCUUUAGAUCUUGACAGUAAAAUUAGUAAGGAGAUAGACCAGAUGCUUUUCAACUCUCUGUGGAGAAACCGUACCCAUUACGUUAGGGUAAAACUGUUGUAAUGAACACUUAUGAGAAUGGUGGACUGAAUUUUCUGGACAUUACUACUUUAUUACACACAGAAAAAGAAACAGGCAAGGAGCAGGUCGGUGUCGAACCAUCGAACUUCUAGCCCGAAGUCCUGUGCCAUAAAAGCACAGUCAUAGCGCACUUAUAAACCCAGGGUCCGUUACACUAUGCAGCAUCAUCUAGAUAUGUGUGCAAAAAAAAAAAAGUUCAACAGUCACCAGUCAAGCCAUCUAAUGCCAGAUGUCCACCAGAUGCAUAGGAGUUUUGUUUUACCGGAUGUCUAGUCCGCAUUUCUGUACAUGGCACACGUGCUUCGCUUUCCAACUAGCUCAAAGCUAGCUAGUUGCAGUGUGCGCACUUCUGCGUGUACCACCGCAUGGUAAAGCAACCGAAGGGUUGAACAUAUUGAACACGUGCAAGGCACAGAACUGCUCCAUUGUCAAUGAAUGACUUCCACCUGAAAGCGAAGAGUUCGAUGCAUCUGGUUGACGUGAGGCAUUCGUAUACACUUUGAUGGAUAAAUUGGAUUUAUUCAACAUGUGCACCACACAGAACCCACUGCAUCUGCAUCUGCCAAUGCUGAAAGGCAAACGCAGCGUGAAUGUAUUUCUGGUCUACCAAAACGCAAGGAUGAUGUAGGUUUGAUCGAGGCUGGCUGAAUGCACAACGCAACAUUAGGAAGUAGCAUUAGCCAGUAGAAUGGUUAAAAACACAUUUAAUAAAGAAAGUAUGCAUAUUUUACACGCCCCCCCCCCCCUGCCUUCUCGCCAUUAAAUAUUGUUAAGGGGAACAUUACGCAUUUGUAGCGUGAAUGGAUAAUGUUUUAGGUGUGAACCGGUUCACGGGGAUACAAGUGUAUUGCCCGCUGCGUACAAUGCAAUUGGACGGUACAAUGAAACUAUCAAUACCAAAUAUCGCCAUCUGCAGGCCGUUGGGCUACCCCCUAUCCACAGUCACACACACACACACAGCGGCGGGGCGGGCAACAUGGCGGCCUCUAUCUCCCCGCUACGCUCCUCCUACAGGAUUUGUAACAGUCUGUCCUUCCACCACUACCGAGCCAAACUACGGAUGCACAGAAAGUGCGAGAGCCAGAGAAGACAUCUCCAUGCGUCAGUCACCAGGAAUGCUGCAGUGGUGGUGUCAGGGACAGAGAUGGCACGUCAGAUUCACAGAGAGAUUCAGAGGGAGGUGGAGGAGCUGGUCACCGGCGGCAACAUGAGACCCCACCUGGGUGUGGUGUUGGUUGGGGACGACCCGGCUAGUCGCACCUACGUCAGGAACAAGACCAGAGCUGCUAGUAUACUGGGUAUCUCUAGUGACACUGUGGUGAAACCUACCUCUGUCUCUCAGGAUGAACUACUGGAGCUGAUAGACAAGAUGAACAGAGACUGGAAGGUCUCAGGUCUGCUGGUACAACUACCUCUACCAGGGCACAUCAAGGAGCGUGCUGUGUGUAACGCCAUAGCUCCAGAGAAGGACGUGGAUGGAUUCCACAUCGUCAACAUAGGGAAGCUGUGUCUGGGCCAGACGUCUAUGGUGCCUGCUACACCUGCUGCUGUGUGGGAGAUUAUCAGGAGAACAGGUAUCGAGACAGUGGGGAAGAACGUGCUGGUGGCCGGACGCUCUAAGAAUGUAGGCUUGCCAAUCGCUAUGUUGCUUCACACAGACCGCAACCACCAACGCCCUGGAGGUGAUGCCACGGUAACCAUCGCCCACAGGUGCACCCCCAGAGAGCAGCUGAAGGAACUGACCCGUCUGGCCGACAUCGUCAUCGCAGCUGCAGGUGUGCCUGGGCUGAUCACAGUAGACAUGGUGAAGGAGGGGGCAGCGGUUAUCGAUGUGGGUAUUAACCGUGUCCAGGACCGGACCACAGGGAAACUACGGCUGGUGGGCGACGUGGACUUCGAAGGGGUGAAGGAGAAGGCGGGGUUUAUCACGCCAGUUCCUGGAGGGGUGGGGCCUAUGACGGUCGCAAUGCUGAUGAAGAACACUGUUGCUGCUGCCAGAUACGCACUGACGCACUGACGCACUGACGCACUGACGCACACACACACACACACACACACACACACACACACACACACACACACACACACACACACACACACACACACACACACACACACACACACACACACACACACACACAGA